Messenger RNA from Medicago truncatula (barrel medic), 2136 nucleotides. RefSeq names its product chitin elicitor receptor kinase 1. The coding region runs from base 90 to 1940 and encodes 616 amino acids. Gene Ontology annotation, molecular function: ATP binding; transmembrane receptor protein kinase activity. Gene Ontology annotation, biological process: innate immune response; protein phosphorylation. NCBI's taxonomy places the organism in Eukaryota, Viridiplantae, Streptophyta, Magnoliopsida, Fabales, Fabaceae. The transcript is spliced from 12 exons. The record is from RefSeq and is a predicted model, not a curated record.
UCCUUAUAUAUGCAAAUGAAGUCUAAUCUAUUAUUAUAACUUCAUUUCAUAUUCAUCAAAACCAUUUCCUACCACACCUUAAUCACAAAAUGAUCACAAAUCAAAUUUUCAUAUUAAAUUUCCUUCUCUUUGUAUUGUUGAUUAUGAAAACCGUGAGAAGUUGUAAUUCUGGCUGUGACCUUGCUCUAGCUUCAUAUUACAUAGAAGAAGGAACAAAUCUAACUUACAUUAGCAACCUUUUCAACCAACCAACCUCAGAAAUUCUAAAAUACAACCCAAACAUUCAAAACCCCGAUACUAUUCAAAGCCAUACAAGACUCAACAUACCAUUCACGUGUGACUGUCUCAGUGGUUUGUUCUUAGGACACACUUUCUCGUACAAACUAAAAGAAGGUGAAAAUUACAAAGCAGUUGCUAACGGUUAUUAUUCAAACCUAACUACUAUAGAUUUUCUUAUCAGAGUCAAUAGUUAUCCAGCUACUGAUAUACCUGCUGGUACUGUAAUCAAUGUUACUGUAAAUUGUUCUUGUGGUGAUAGAGAUGUUUCAAAGGAUUAUGGGUUGUUUUUGACGUAUCCCUUACGCAACGGUGAUAGUUUGCCGGGAAUUGCGAUGGAGAGUGGUGUUCCGGUGGAGCUGGUGAAGAGGUAUAACCCUGCAUCGAAUUUUAGGGCAGGUGAACUCGUGUUUUUGCCGGCCAAAGAUGAAAAUGGAAACUUUCCACCACUAAAGAUGGGAUCAGGAAUGUCCAAAGGAGGCAUUGUUGGCAUAGUUGUUGGAGGAGCUUUUGGGAUUUUACUUCUAGUACUCAUUCUAUAUGUUGUGUUCUAUAGAAGGAAAAAAGUGGCUGAUCAGGUUACUCUUCUACCAGUACCAGGAGCAUCUGAACUAGAUCAGUCUAGUCAACUCCAGCAUGGUCGUGGAAGCAGCAUGGAUAAGACAUCAGAGUCUACUACUGUUGUUUCUCCAAGGUUGACAGGUAUUACAGUAGACAAGUCAGUGGAGUUCUCAUAUGAGGAGUUAGCCAAAGCUACUGACGGAUUUAGCACGGCUAAUAUAAUCGGUCGAGGUGGCUUUGGAUUGGUAUACUAUGCCGAGCUACGAAAUGAGAAAGCUGCAAUAAAAAAGAUGGAUAUGCAAGCAUCAAAAGAAUUCCUAGCUGAACUAAAGGUUCUGACACACGUCCAUCACUUGAACUUGGUGCGGCUAAUUGGAUAUUGUGUUGAGGGCUCUUUAUUUUUGGUUUAUGAGUACAUUGAGAAUGGCAAUUUAAGUCAACAUCUGCGUGGCACAGGUAAGGAUCCGUUAUCAUGGCCAGCUAGAGUUCAGAUUGCAUUAGACUCAGCAAGAGGAUUGGAAUACAUUCAUGAACAUACAGUUCCUGUCUACAUUCAUCGAGAUGUUAAAUCGGCAAACAUUUUGAUAGACAAAAACUUCCGCGGAAAGGUUGCAGAUUUCGGCCUGACAAAAUUGACCGAAUAUGGUAGUUCUUCGUUACAAACGCGCCUUGUCGGGACGUUCGGCUAUAUGCCCCCUGAAUACGCACAGUAUGGUGAAGUUUCUCCCAAAAUAGAUGUAUAUGCAUUUGGAGUUGUUCUGUUUGAGCUUAUAUCUGGGAAGCAAGCUAUUGUGAAAACAGAUGAGGCUAAGAAUGAAUCAAAAGGACUAGUUGCACUGUUUGAAGAAGUUCUUGGUCUUUCAGAACCAAAAGAAGAUCUUGGUAAACUUGUUGACCCUAGGCUUGGUGAAAAUUACCCUAUUGACUCAGUAUUUAAGAUGUCUCAGCUUGCUAAAGCAUGUACACAUGAAAAUCCUCAACUUAGACCAAGCAUGAGAUCAAUUGUAGUUGCCUUAAUGACAUUAUCAUCAGCAGCUGAGGAUUGGGAUGUUGGCUCCUUCUAUGAAAACCAAGCAUUAGUCCAUUUAAUGUCUGGAAGGUAGCACAGUUUUGCUAGCUACCCAGUGGUUUAUUCUUCAGCUUAGCUUGAACCAAAUUCUUGUCAAGAUACACUCCCAGUUUUCUCAACACUGGCAUGCAUGAAUCUUUCAUGUUUCAACUGUGAAUUUGUAAAUAAAAACAAUCAUACAUGUUAAACUCUUCAGAGACUAAUUUGUCACAUUUUAAUUUUCAUAGCAA